AUGGCCAUUUGUGACUUUAAUAUGAUUUUUACAUAUGUCAUAGCUGGAUGGGAAGGGGUGGCACAUGAUUCAAUGGUACUUAUGGAUGCUGUACUUGAUCUAACAAAGAAAUUUUCAUUGCCCCCUCCUGAUAAAUAUUAUCUUGUUGAUGCUGCUUACACUCACACAAGAGGAUUUAUGGCACCAUACCGUAAUGUUCGGUAUUGGUUGGGUGACUUUCGUAGUGGUGGGCGGCCUACUAGUAAAGAAGAAGUUUUUAAUCAUAUGCAUGCAAAGUUACGGAAUGUAAUCGAAAGGUCUUUUGGUGUGUUGAAGGCGCGUUUUGCAAUUUUGAAGCGGAUGGCACCAUAUUCCUUCCCGACGCAAAGAGACAUAGUUAUUGCAUGCAUGACACUACACAACUACAUCAGAAAAGAAUCCAUCUCCGAUCCACUCUUCCAACAAUACAAUGAUGAAAAUGUUCUUUCAGAGAUGAAUAUCAAAUCAGAGAAUGAUAUGCCUGAAGUGGAAGGAGGGAAUUUGGUUGAAAGGGGAAAGUUGGAUGUGGGGUUUAGAGAGAAAUCCCUAUUGUGGGACGAGAUUGACUAUCAGGAUAUACAUAUAUGGCGAGUAAAAGAUAAGCCUAACCAGGAAGUUGUGGCUGGCUGA
Messenger RNA from Magnolia sinica, 648 nucleotides. RefSeq lists its product as uncharacterized. NCBI's taxonomy places the organism in Eukaryota, Viridiplantae, Streptophyta, Magnoliopsida, Magnoliales, Magnoliaceae. The record is from RefSeq and is a predicted model, not a curated record. The coding region runs from base 1 to 648 and encodes 215 amino acids. The transcript has 3 exons.